AUGGAAGACGACACCAUAGAUCUCGCCGACGAGCAGCAGGAUUGGAGUUUUCUGGACGCGAUCUCCGGCACCAAGACAACCUCUCCCCACGACAACAACCAGAGCUUGCCCAAACGCGGCGAAAAGGACUUUGAACAGGAUGAUACAGACUACCAGCAAAAGGUGCUCCAGAGCUCGCUAGACGCCAUGUACGGCGCGCUGGGGGGCGAGAGACGACAUAAUGCCAAGAACCACGUGCGCGCCGUGUGGUUCGACGAGCUGCAAAAAGCACAGGUCGACGUGGCCCGUGGUCCUCAUUUCAAGACGAUCGGAACCUCGGAUUCCCAGGGAAAGGUCUGGCUGUACCCGGAAGAGACCAUUUACCUGCUUGAGCGAGGCAGCAUGGAGCUGUUCUGGCCCAACGGAGUGCAAAUCUCGCUGCAGGGAGCAUACGCGGUCUGCGCGGGCAAAAUGGGUGAAGAUGGAAUCGAUAAGAUCCACACUUAUUCGCAUCUGAAAAGAGCCGGUUUCGUGGUGCAAAGAGCAUACCAACAGAGCCCGCCGUCGGUUUCUGUAUCACGUGACCGACCCCUGGGCUCCUCUUCGUUUUCCUUGUUUUCGUAUUCGUGGAUCUACAGGUUCAAUGUUCACAACAUCCCGUUUCUGUGGACCCAUCCCAGACAGCUCAUUUUCGGCGUGUAUAACGACAGAGACCAGAUCUACCGGGAUCUACAGUUGGUUCAGGCCUAUAGACAUGGUGGACCUCGAAUGAGUCUCGAAACUGCGGCAGAAAACCCCUUCAAGGUCACGUACUUUGUGUGGAAGCCCCGAGCGGCAGAUUUCAAGAAAAGCAGCCCUCCUCCGCCGGAUUUCAAGAUUGUCGUUGUCAACACGGAGCGACAAAAUAUGCCCACGCUGGAGCAGACGGAACAGCUGUUUGAAGAAGCCGUGAGACGGCAUGAGAAUGGCGACGUGUUGGACCAGAGACAUAUCAUGCAGAAGCUCAAGUUUGGCAAACGGGAGAUCAUUCUGGCCAUGUUGGACUACGGAGUGAUCAAUUUCGUGACGCUGGCCGACGUUUCGUUUGCUUCAAAUCCCCUUUAUGAAGACAAACCCAAGCCGAGAAGGAAUAAUGGUAAAACGAGAGGUGGGGCGAAGAAGAGGGGUGGAAAGAGGUAG
Yarrowia lipolytica CLIB122 is the source of this 1158-nucleotide messenger RNA. RefSeq lists its product as uncharacterized. Gene Ontology annotation, cellular component: tRNA-intron endonuclease complex. Gene Ontology annotation, biological process: tRNA-type intron splice site recognition and cleavage. NCBI's taxonomy places the organism in Eukaryota, Fungi, Ascomycota, Dipodascomycetes, Dipodascales. The record is from RefSeq and is a predicted model, not a curated record.